GUAAGAUUGCCGGAAGUGAACGGGUUGCUAAUGCUAAUCAAAUUUUGGAGAAUUUUCAGCUGCAUUUUCUGCUCGUAGCAUCCUUUGUCACAAUUGAAAUUGAUUAAAUUAAAUCUCCAGGUUCUAUGAUGGAGGGUGCCAAUACAGACGAUGAAGGUUUUACAGACGGAGACAGUCCUGAGGAUGUUCCCAUGGAGAAUGUCCCUGAUACUGCAGAGGAUGAUGUAUUAAAUGACAAAAGUGCUUCAGUAUACUAUACAGUACAGAAUACUACAGAAGGAACAAAUUAUAGCAAACAGGAAGUGGAACAAAUGAUGAAAAUUGACUCAUACCAGAGAAAGAUAGACACUUGUCAUUUAUGUGGUGAGUGUUGGUAUGACACUAAAUGUUCUGCAGCGUGUAGAGAAUGUGAAGGCUUUCCUAUGACUAGACCUUGUCCUGUAUGUAAUGGACAGUGCAAUGAAACAUGGACCAGAAAUGUUAAAUUAUCUCAUUCAUAUCACGAGGCUCACUGGGAGGGAACAUGUAAACUCCCCCCUGAGAUGCAGCAGGCAUUUAUGAUACGUAAAUUCAUGGACUCAUCAGAAGAGACAUUAACAGAAAGCAUGCAAGAUUUGUCAACUACAUGAUUAUUAUAUAUCAUUAUUUUGUUGUCCAAGGGCUUUCUAUUCAUCUAUCGCUGAGAUAAUCAGUUUGUCAACCUUCAUGGCCGCAGAAAACAUAUUGGAAAUUUCAUCGCCUCAGAAAACAUUUUGGGAAUUUCAUCGCUCAGAAAAUUUACCAGCAUAUAUUGCAAUGCUUGAUUGUAAGCUUAGAAAGGGAUUAUUGAUGGUCAAAGCUGAUGCAAAUGUAUUUAAAUUGAACAUUUAUCAAUAACAUAUACCGUUUUUGUACAUACAUAUACAUGGCAUGGGUAUGAGUUUUUCAAUCUUAAGAUUUGUAUUUAUCAGCAUUCACUAUAUUCAUGGCUGAGAUUAACAUUUUGCUUAGCUUACUUAUUGCAGUAUAGUUGUUGCAAUUAUUAUUUUUGUUAUCAUACAUGAAAUACAAAUAUUAAGUGUUUAGGGUGAGGUACUAGCUAGAUGAUCAUUGUUUAUCAUUAAAAAAAUAACUGGGGCAUUCAUCCCUACAAGGGUGUGUUAAAUAACCAUGACUACCCAUGAGGGUCUGGCACCGUUGGAAUUCAUCUAAAAAAACAUAAUUCUGAAACAUCAUUGUAUAAGUUAACAUGCAUAACUGACACAGUUGAUCUGGAUAAAUGCAUUAAUAUAUUGUAUGUGGUCAAUCCUAAAUUGUAUGCCCUCUUUACAAAAAACAAAUCACGUCAGUUUUUACACAACUCUCAAAAAUACCAUUGUAAGCUACUUUGGAAUGCCAGGGUUCUAAUAAAUUUCAUAUAAAACUUUUAUACAAGGUUAGAAAUACCAUUGCAAUUUCAACAUAACUAGGUAGUCUCAACAUAGUCAUCAUUGACCUGUAACCUUGGGGUCUAUGACCUUGGGUAACAACAUAGUCAUCAUUGACCUGUAACCUUGGGGUCUAUGACCUUGGGUAACAACAUAGUCAUCAUUGACCUGUAACCUUGGGGUCUAUGACCUUGGGUAACAUGCAUAUCACUGUAAUCAUUUAAUCAUAAGAUAUAGUGUUAUUGUAACUGUUUAAAAU
Messenger RNA from Mytilus trossulus (common blue mussel), 1665 nucleotides. RefSeq lists its product as uncharacterized. The record is from RefSeq and is a predicted model, not a curated record. Bases 126 to 629 code for a protein of 167 amino acids. NCBI's taxonomy places the organism in Eukaryota, Metazoa, Mollusca, Bivalvia, Mytilida, Mytilidae. The transcript has 5 exons.